Messenger RNA from Cherax quadricarinatus, 645 nucleotides. Lineage: Eukaryota; Metazoa; Arthropoda; Malacostraca; Decapoda; Parastacidae. The record is from RefSeq and is a predicted model, not a curated record.
AUGGACUUCACGUUGUUUACACAUCCAAAGAAAGUUAUACUUCUGGCCAUAGGAUCCUUCCUUGUUUUGUGUACACCUUUGUGGCACUUGCCUCUUCCUGGUUACCUCCCACAAGAAUAUGUGACGUCUCUGUUCAACUAUAGUGUUCCACUGCCAGCCCCAGAGGGAGGGAUAAGAUUGGAUCCAUCCCCAACACCUACACCACUGUGGUAUCAAGGACCACCACGAGCAUAUAUUCAACAGAUUGUAGUGAGGAGUGCUGUGGUUCCAUGGAAAGAUGAUUUGACGAUAAGUGAUGGUUACCGUGGCCCCCUCUCCUCUGUCUUCCAUCUUGCUCAGACUAUUAGCAACUACCAGCUUAACCAUAAUAAUAGUGUGACAUUGGGGACAGAAUGUCUUCUCAUCGAGGGUGUAGUGAAGAAGAUACAGUCUGCUGGCCAAGUGCUCCCUCACUACAAUUGUCUCAUGUUGUCUCCUGCUGACUUAUGGGCACGCAACCAGUACUCCUUCUUACAAGACCCUCAUGUACUCUUGACUGUCAACUCGCUCAUGGUUAGUACAUUCCCUUCUUUGGAUUACACCUUACUCCAGGGUUUGGUUGACCCCACUGGUUUAGUGCUUCAGCAUUAAUACAUUACAGUAAGU